Salvelinus fontinalis (brook trout) is the source of this 2730-nucleotide messenger RNA. Its product is annotated as photoreceptor outer segment membrane glycoprotein 2-like. NCBI's taxonomy places the organism in Eukaryota, Metazoa, Chordata, Actinopteri, Salmoniformes, Salmonidae. Bases 46 to 1140 code for a protein of 364 amino acids. Gene Ontology annotation, cellular component: membrane. The record is from RefSeq and is a predicted model, not a curated record. Gene Ontology annotation, biological process: visual perception. The transcript is spliced from 3 exons.
GCAUCCUACCAGGACAUUGGAUAAAACUAAACAAACAUAUUUAAGAUGGCCGUGCUGAAAGUGAAAUUCACCAAGACCAACAGGGACAAGCUUGCCCAAGUGCUGUGGAUCCUCAACUGGGUUUCCGUGGUGACGGGGUUGAUUUUGUUUAGCCUGGGGCUCUUCUUAAAGGUGGAGAUCAACAAACGCUGGGAGCUUAUGGCAGAAAGGGACCUCCACUACGUCCCCAACAUGCUCAUUGCCACAGGCCUCAUCGCCUGUGGCAUCAAUUUCCUGGGCGGGAAGAUCUGCUACGACUGUGCGGACACCACUAAGUUCCUGCGCUGGAAGCUGCUGAUGCUGCCCUACGUCAUCUGCACCUUCUUCUUCACCUUCUGCAUCCUGGUGGGGGCUCUCAUGUGCUACGGCAUGCGCGGGGAGCUGGAGGAGGCUCUGGACCUGGGUCUGCGGGACGCCAUGCGCUAUUAUAAGGACACGGACACACCAGGCCGCUGCUUCCUGAAGCGCACUGUGGACCUGCUGCAGAUCCAGUUCCAGUGCUGCGGCAACUUCGGCUUCAGAGACUGGUUCCAGAUCCAGUGGAUCAGCAACCGCUACCUGGACAUGUCCUGCAGGGAGGUUGUGGCCCGGCUGAGGAGUAACGUGGAAGGGAAAUACCUGAUGGACGGGGUUCCCUUCAGCUGCUGUAACAUUAACUCACCACGGCCCUGCAUCCAGCACCAGAUCACCAACAGCUCAGCCCACUUCAACUAUGAAUACCAGACAGAGGAGCUCAACUUGUGGAAGAAGGGCUGCCGCCAGGCCCUGCUGGAGUACUACACCCACAUCAUGCAGUCCAUUGGCCUCACCGUCCUCAUCAUCUGGCUGUUUGAGCUGUCGGUGCUGACCGGGGUGCGCUACCUGCAGACAUCCCUGGAGAACGUACUGAGACAGGGGGACCCAGACUCAGAGUCCGACGGCUGGCUCCUGGAGAACAGCUUUGUGGAGACAGCCAGAUCCAACUUCAAUAUCAUAAAGAGCUUGGGGAAGUGCAACCAGAUUGGCACAGCCAACAACGGCGACCCCAACAUUGACGUCCCCUCCACAGCCUACUAUGGACCAGACAACCUGCCCCCAAAACAGAUUCCUGUGGCCAGUUGACACCUGCUCAGACACCUUAUAUAGCCCACUCCACAGAGCCCUCAAAAGGUGAGGGACCGGGCAAUACACAUCAAAAGUUUGUCUAAAGAACAGGAACUGCCUCGAGCAAUAAAAGCUUGCCUGAAAGAAACAUGGAAUUGAGGCGGAAUAGGACAAUGUGGCAAACCGAGCAAUGUUUGUAAAAGGGAGGACUGCCAUUACAGGAGGAUUGGGUGAUAUGACAGUAUGCAAAUGUAUUUGCAAAAGAGACAACCCAUAGCAGAUUGGUAGAGAACACGAUUAUAAUAGAUAACAUGGAAAUGGAUAGCAGAGAUUGUAUAGCAAGCAUAUAAAACAGAAUCAAUGUGUCAUCGAUUGUAUGCCAUCAUCACCUUGUUACCUUCUUUUCAUAUACCCAUAAUCAAAUUCAUUUAAAAGAGUGAAAGCCAAACUGUGUUAUUCCGCCUUCAACUUGUGAACCCUUCAUUGACAAUCGUCUACAGAAAUACAUUUAGGUCAAACAUUUAAUUAUUUAAUUAGAGCCAGAGACUUGUUAACUGAAAUAGCACAGACAUAAAAUAAAACAAACCAAACAGUCAGUCACUUCAAGUUCCUAACUACAUUUAAAUGUGCCUCAGCCUGAAUGUAAUGAUAAGGACAUUGGUCUAAAUGAAAAUAUGCAGACCUUUUCCCACUGUAUUGGGACAAGCUUGUAGAAAAACAUGGCAAUUAAAUGUGUGCCGAGUCUUGAUAGAAUACCCAUUUAGGCUUUUACAAAUAUUCACUCUAGUUUUCUACAGCUAUAGACCAAUGCAACUCAGCAUGUCUUACUCAUUAGCCUUCAAGAAAUCUUACAAAUAUGUCAACAGGGGAAGGAUGCAUGUGAGUUAGAGGGGUUUGUGGAAUAGACAUUGCCUACAGAUGGAAAUCCUAAAGGGAAAGAGUAAAUAAGCUUAUAAAUACAAUAUCCUUUUGGAACGUAUACAGUUAUCAAGAUUUUGCUGAUAGUCGCUCGUUGGUUUUGUUCAGUACAAGAUAAACAAUGACUGGUAAGACACAUUCUGUAGGAGAAAUCUGAAGACCAAGCACAGAAGUGUUGGCACUUAAAAUAAAUAUCACUGGUGCCAUUUUCCUACUGUACUCAAAAAAAUAAAACACCAUGUCUUUAUUUUCUUUACAUGACAUGUGAUGAACUUGUACAAUAAAGUAUUCCUGUGCAGCAAGUCUGUAUGCAUAGUAGUGACAACCAAGAUUGAGGUUUCUAAGCAAUAGCAGAAUUGAGCUAAGGACCCCCACUGCCUCUGAUUACCCCUAAUCUGUGUCCGAAUGGGAUUUCACAUUUACAUCUCACCUCCAAUCAAUUAGCAGACACACACAGUCUAUUACGGGCACAGAGCCAGAGCCACACCAGACUACUUACGGUUCAGUUUCAACUACUGAGCACUACAGAUACGACACUACCAAUCAACACGAUAUGCGAUCUUGGAUGAGGUAUGAAAGAGGCUACCUUAUUUCAGUCUUUAAGCAAAACUAUAUAGGUUCUGUGCCUGGUCCCUCACUGUGGAAUGAAACAGAGAGAGGAAAGUCAUAUUAGCAAGUCUGAUUUAUUAG